Molecule: messenger RNA, 849 nt
Organism: Fusarium vanettenii 77-13-4
Lineage: Eukaryota; Fungi; Ascomycota; Sordariomycetes; Hypocreales; Nectriaceae
Exons: 2
Coding region: 1-849 (282 amino acids)
Molecular function (GO): nickel cation binding
Source: RefSeq, a predicted model, not a curated record
AUGGCUCCUUUACAACCUGUCGUGUAUGAUACAAAUGAGAUCCAGGAUGAGAUUCUGGAACUAGAGCGUCGGCUUCAAGAUGCAAAGGCACGUCUAAAGACAAAGCAACUAUCAGCUCCACCUCCACCUUCAGCUCACCUCGCACCUUCGACUCACUUCCUACUUCUCCUCUCAGACUCUGCCCUUCCUCUCGGCUCUUUCGCCUUUAGUAGUGGCCUAGAGUCAUAUCUAGCUCAUACGCCUCGCGGCAGCGCAUCCUUCUCCUCCUUCUUACCUUCGUCGCUGUCGUCCUUUGCUGCGACGACGCUCCCUUUCGUCCUCGCCGGACAUCGCAACCCAGAUGCCCUCCCUCACUUAGACGACCAGCUCGAUGCAGCUAUUAUCUGCACCGUAGGUCGUCGUGCGAGCGUUGCGCAGGGUCGUGCUCUGUUGAGUAUCUGGGAGCGGUCGUUCCGCGCAAGCCGACCAGAUGUCGAUGCUCAUGCGCUGCGUGACUUUGCUGCGCUCUUGAGGCGCGAGAGUCAAAACGAGGUACCUCUCGUAUCUGCGCACCUCGCGCCACUGUUCGGAGCCAUAUGCGCCCUCGUCGGGUUAGAGCUGCGACAGACGGCGUACGUGUUUAUGCUGAGUCACGUCAAGGCGUUGAUAUCGGCGGCAGUGAGAGCAAGUGUGUUUGGACCGUACCAGGCGCAAAAGGUGUUGGCUGGACAGCAUGUGCAGAAGAUGAUUGACGACAUGAUCGAUCGAGAGUGGAAUACGCCAGUUGAAGAAGCCGGGCAGACAAUCCCCCUUAUGGAUCUGUGGUUUGGACGGCACGAGGUCUUGUACUCUAGAAUCUUCAACAGCUGA